AUGGCUCUUUCUCUCCAUAGAUGUGACGCAGACCCCUCGGCCUUAGCCAACUAUGUUGUGGCGUUAGUCAAGAAAGACAAACCAGAGAAAGAACUGAAAGCUUUCUGUGCUGAUCAGCUGGAUGUCUUUCUGCAAAAAGAAACUUCAGGUUUUGUAGAUAAACUUUUUGAAAGUCUGUACACAAAGAGUUAUCUUCCUUCUCUUGAACCCACGAAAGUAGAAGCCAAGCCUGCAGGUCAGGAAAAAGAAGAAGUCAAGGAGGAGUUGUCUCUUAAACAGAAUUUUCAAGAGUCAGUUGAAGAAGAGCGGGAUAGCAGGAAAAAGAAGUAUUCCAGUCCACAGAGAAGCCGUGCAGAUUCCAGUGAACAAAGAACCAGAGAGAAAAAGAGAGAUGAUGGAAAAUGGAGGGACUAUGACAGAUACUACGACAGGAGUGACUUGUACAGAGAGAAGUCUGGCUGGCGACGUGGCAGGAGUAAAAGUCGUAGCAAAAGCAGAGGGUUAAGCCGAAGUCGUAGCCGCAGUAGGGGUAGAAGCAAAGACCGUGAUACAAACAGAAGUGUUG
Messenger RNA from Pelecanus crispus (Dalmatian pelican), 565 nucleotides. The record is from RefSeq and is a predicted model, not a curated record. NCBI's taxonomy places the organism in Eukaryota, Metazoa, Chordata, Aves, Pelecaniformes, Pelecanidae.